AUGCUCUGGAAAUCCCGAACCAAGACCGACCUCCUGCAGGACCGCGCGGACGGACUCAGCGGCUCUUCGCCGAGUGGGCGCCUCUCCCAGCUCUCCUCCCUGAACCAGGCCGCCUACUCCUCGGCUCCCCCGCUCUGCCACACUCCGGCCUCUGACUUCCAGCCUCCGUACUUCCCUCCCCCUUACCCCCAGUCCUCCCUGCCAUACUCCCAGAGCCAGGACUCAUAUUCCCACCUGUCAGACCCCUACACUUCCAUCAACUCCAUCCAUCAGCAUCAGCAAGUGGCAUGGCACUCGCAGAGGUCGCGCUCCGACGACGGGGGACUCCUUUCACAGUCGCACCGGGCUCUGAGCCUCGACCACCGGCGGGAGUAUGCAGCUGUCCCCCGGCUGCUGCACGGUCUCGGAGAAGGCGCUGCCGCCCUCGGGGACGGUCCUCUUGGGAUGCACAUGGGACAUCACGGCCUGGACGAUCUUCAGGGAAUGGAGGAAGGAUCAGCCCUGGGCAUCCUCGACCACUCUGUCAUUAAAAAAGUUCCCAUCCCGUCCAAGCUGAACGGGUCGUCCCUGUCCAUCCUGUCCCUGGGUAAGGACGGCCUGGGGAUGGGAGCCGUGUCCAACCCAGCCGAGGUGUUCUGUUCGGUCCCGGGUCGCCUCUCGCUGCUCAGCUCCACCUCCAAGUACAAGGUGACGGUCGGGGAGGUGCAGCGACGCCUCUCCCCGCCUGAGUGCCUCAACGCCUCUCUGCUGGGUGGAGUCCUCCGCAGGGCGAAGUCAAAGAAUGGUGGCCGCUGUCUGAGAGAGCGUCUGGAAAAGAUUGGCCUCAACCUGCCCGCCGGGCGACGCAAGGCAGCCAACGUCACUCUCCUAACAUCUCUAGUGGAGGGUGAGGCCGUCCAUCUGGCGAGGGACUUUGGUUAUGUGUGUGAGACAGAGUUUCCAGCCAGAGCCACAGCCGAGUAUCUGUGCAGGCAGAGCGAGCCGGACCAGCUCCCAACACGGCGCAGCAUGCUGCUCGCCACCAAGGAGAUCUGUAAGGAGUUUGUGGACAUGAUGUCCCAGGACCGCUCUCCACUGGGCGGCAGUCGACCCAACCCCUGCCUGGAACCCGGCGUCCAGGGGAGCCUCACCCACUUCAGCCUGCUCACCCACGGCUUCGGCACUCCCGCCAUCUGCGCAGCACUCUCCGCCUUCCAGAGCUACCUGAUGGAGGCCAUCAAAAUGCUGGACAAGGGAGAAGGUGGUGGUAAGGGCCACCACGAAAAGGAGAUGAAGCACCGCAAAUAG
This is a messenger RNA of Anoplopoma fimbria (sablefish), 1287 nucleotides long. It is a transcript of the gene tfap2e, whose product is annotated as transcription factor AP-2 epsilon. The record is from RefSeq and is a predicted model, not a curated record. Gene Ontology annotation, biological process: regulation of transcription by RNA polymerase II; regulation of cell population proliferation; anatomical structure development. Lineage: Eukaryota; Metazoa; Chordata; Actinopteri; Perciformes; Anoplopomatidae. The transcript has 7 exons. Gene Ontology annotation, molecular function: RNA polymerase II transcription regulatory region sequence-specific DNA binding; DNA-binding transcription factor activity, RNA polymerase II-specific. The coding region runs from base 1 to 1287 and encodes 428 amino acids. Gene Ontology annotation, cellular component: nucleus.